GAGCCGCAGCCACAGCCCCCGGGACAGGAGGCUCCGCGCUCCUCACACGGGACGCGCGCAGAGUUUUGCGCUCGGAACAAGCGACAUGGACCCGCGAGGGACCGACGGCUCGGGGGGGCGGACACUUCGUCCCCGGGGACGGUAAAGGGACCGACGGCUCGGGGGGGGCGGACACUUCGUCCCCGGGGACGGUAAAGGGACCGACGGCCCGGGGACGGUGGAACCACGCGGACACGUCGAAGAUGCGUCCUGGCACCGCGCUGGCGCUGAUCUGCGCCCUGGUGUUUUCACCGCAGCUGGAAUGUGCCACGACCUGUCAGAAGUCCCAUCGUGAUGGUCGUGCCGAGGGACGCUGUCCUGUGGAGCUGACCCCUGCAGCUCCGUCCCUGCAGCCCGGGGACAUGUACUCCGAAUGUGUCGCUCUCCGUGUGUGGAUCAGGGCUGAUGACUUCUGUAAGGCCGCGAAGAUUGAAAUUCUCUCACCGUAUAAGGAGACAAUUUGGCCGACCCUGAAGAAGAGGAGACACAAAAAUAAGUGUCUCAAUGAAAGACAUCCAGGUGAAAACAGAAUCUGGUGCUACACACAGCAGAUACAACAGAGCAAUACCAGUUUUUCCUGGUGGGAGCUUGUAUAUGAUUGUGUCAAGGCCGAAGCAGGAAGUGUUGUGUCUGUGUCCUACAACACAACAUCAUCAGGCUGCACUGACAGCUACACGGUGCCAGAUCCUGUACCAGAGUUCGAUCUGUCUGUGAAUCGCUCGUCGAAAUCCAUCACUGUAACCGUGGAGCUGGGAGAGAAGGUGCACACCAGAUGGUGUUACCGACGAAAUGCAGAGGCGUGCAUGGACGGGUCAGCCUCCCCCCAACUCACUAUUGAUCCAUCUCAGUCUCGAUUGGCUGUUCUUAACAUCCCUUACAUGCUGCCCUGUGUGUGCAUACAGGUAUAUUACACUUUCAGAGAUGCCUGUCGAGAUAAUAAGUGUCCCCUUCAAAAGGAAGGACUCACAGAUAUCGAAGAUGUCUGGCGCUCCUCCGAAGUCACACUGUACGAGUCGGCUGUGAAGUGGAGCUCGGUGUGUCCCGCCAGCGGCAUGAAUAUCUCCGCCCUCCUCUGCUGGAAGCAACGCGAACACCUCUGCAUCCCUGUAGUCGCCUCCACACUGGAGAAGAUGGAGGAUGGACCCAACCUGAAAUUCAACACAUCCACAGUGGACAAACACCCUAAGAUGUGUGUGCAGUUUUCUCUACAAGGCAGCCAUAAUAUAUCGUGUCCCUUCCAGGCUGAUAUGACUUCAUGGGAGGUGCAUAUUGGAUCAGGGAGGCAGAGGGUGUUCGUAUAUCUCACCUCUUUUGCACCGGCCACGUUCUCGAUUCAGCUUUGUGUCGUUAACAAGAUGGGAUGUGAAGCCAUAGGCCCAGUCCACACAAUAAGAAUGGAGAGGAAAACUGCAGAGACGAGGAUGAAUGUGCCUCCCCACUACCUGGUUCAGAGGCCCUGUGUGCAGGUGUGGCAGUCAGAUCCUGCUCUUAAAGGAAGAAGGAUCCUGUGCCCGGACUAUGCACACAACAGAUGUGGCAUGUAUGCGAUGGCAGCUUUGAUACUUGUGGUUUUCAUUGCGUUACUGGGAAUUUUCCUCCACCAUCUCACCCGGAGUGGAGCUGCAGGCUGGCUCUGGAUCCAGAAGCCAGUGUUGCUGGUGUUCUCAUCCGAGCAGUCGGCCCAUGUUUCUGCUGCGUGUGCACUGGCCUCAUUUCUGCAGGGGGAGCUCAAUGCAACCGUGCACAUGGCUCUGUGGGCCCAGAGCUCACAGAAGCAAACCGGGGCCAGGACUGGGGUGGCAGACCUGGGCCCUCUUCCCUGGCUGUAUGGGCAGUGGGAAAACAUCCGUAAGGCUCAAGGAAAAGUGCUGAUAAUCUGGAGCCCAGAAGCCAAGACGACCUAUGAGAAAUGGGAGGAGAGGGAAACGCUGGAUAAGAAUGAGCGAAAGAAGGAAGAUGACGGCAAAAAUCAGGAUGUGGAAGAGGAUUAUAAACUAAAUGGAAAAAGACUGGCAAAAUGUAAGAAAGCCAAAGCUGCAGGAAAGGAAGAAUGUGUCAGACUAUGUGAUGAUGAGGACUGGUACCAGCAGACGGAGCCAUCUUCUGUGAUAGCACCAAUUUUUGCAGGUGCUCUGGCCCUCCUGCAGGGGUCGCUGCAGCAGUGCAGAGGUCAAGAAGUCGCCAUUGUCUAUUUCCAGGGCCUUGGCCACAGCAGGGACGUGCCGAAGGCCCUCCGAGGGGUCCCUCGGUACUGCUUACCGCAGGAUUUCAGUGGCUUGAUACAGGAGCUGGGAGGAAUGAGAAGAGGGACAACGAGUGGUAGGUUGAAGGUUCUCUGUUGGCCCAGACUCCUGUCCAAAGUGCAGUCGAUAUGGCUGGCACAGCAGCUCGCCCUCAGACUACAGACACUGCUGCCUCAGACACAAGGAAAGAAAACGCAAGGGCUGAGUGUCACAUCGUGAAAGUAAAAAGAUGUCGAAUGAAGACACCGCGUCGGCUCAAGUUGUCCAGAAACUGUCCGAAAGCGAGAGCGUCUUCGCGGGUCAGCGUGGAGAGCGGAGAGGCUUCACUCUCGAGUGUCGCAUGUCUUACGAAGGGGCAGACUGUUGUUCUGCUGGUAACGUGAUAUGUUCAUGAGAAACAGGAUCUGCCGUUCCAUUGUGAGCGUCUCAGAGACAGUCACUCGGCCACAACCGUUCAUUACUUGACAGCACAUCAUGACAAAAAAACACAAGGAUGUUGAGCCAAAGUUGUCCCAGGAUUUCCAGUGACUUGAGCUGAGGAGUGCUUAGAGCUCUACAUCUUUUUACGUACUUGUACAUACCUUUAACAAGUCUGCUACCUUUGCAUUUAGUGGGAUUCAUUGGAGACUCUGUUUUUCUGCAGCCCUGUAACUAAAUAUUGUGCACAUACUACCUCCCUAUAUGUGAGAGUGUAAAUCAGACCCUCUGCACCUCGUCGUUCAAAAAACAUUAUUAAAACAUGGAGGGAGAAAAAAGACGUGGCCGUCUGCCCCAAAGAGAGAGAGAGAGAAAACCCAGCGUGAUUCAAAUGUUUUUCAUCUGCAAAUAUACUGUACAGACGUUACCUCAAAAUCUCGGAGCAUUAGAGCUGGAAACCAUGACUAGGGGGACUUUCACAGAUCUUAUUUAAUUCUUAGGGAUUCAAUUUCAUUGCAGUUCAACUGUAAACUUUGUGCAAAGCGAACAUCAGACGGCGAACCCGGAUCUUUGCAGAAUCUACUCUAAAAUAUAAGUUCAGCAAAAUCUCUCCUCAGACUUUGGUUUUUAUUUCUUUUUCAGGAAAUUCUUUUGAGAUAUUUACAGUCUUGGUAUUAUACAUUUUUUGUAUGGCAUAUAUAUAUAUACAUAUAUAAAAACAUCUGAAGUGACAGAGCUGCUUGACAGCAUUAAUCCGGAAGUACAUUGUUACUUACAGUAGAAUUUUUGUUGUGAUUGAUCUGAUGUGACGCUGAGCUCACCUGCAGACAUUUCCUACUUUUACAGAACUCCCAUACAUGAUGUCGAUGAAAUGACAAUAGGGCAUAUUAAUACAAAGCUACAGUUAUAAAAUGGGAAGGAAAAAAAAGAUUUUAAGCAGCUAAUGCAGUCAGUUUGAUUUAAGGAAGUCUCUAUAAACUAGGUCAGUUUUUUUCACAUAGUUUCACACUGUAAAAAUAAAGAGUGGGAGAGUUUGUUCCAUGGUCUUAUGGUCACAGUGGAAACGCAGCAAAAUGCUGCAUUCAGUCGGAAAGACCCCAGAGAAUUGGCAUCUUUCCGACUGUACACUAAUGCACCGCAGGCACACAGCGAGCACAGGUUCCAGCUAUGCAAGUGUUCAGAUUAUAAGAGUGGAUUUAACUGACCUGUUCCCGUUGGGAGGAGAUUAAUGAUUAACCUGAAGCACAGAGUUAAUGGGGCAAAGUUGAAGAUAAAGAGUCACUGAUUAAAUUCCUGCAACAGCAGGUAAAUUGUUGAUUGUUGAUCGUCAUGUGCGGUUGAGCAAUACAUCAAGUUCCUCCUGGCCCAUGUUGUCAUUUUACUUUGACAGACAUUCUCAACAACAUGAUUUUUUCUCCCAUAGAUGAAUAAAAAGAUUUUGACGCAACUUC
Scophthalmus maximus (turbot) is the source of this 4150-nucleotide messenger RNA. RefSeq names its product interleukin-17 receptor E (gene il17re). Lineage: Eukaryota; Metazoa; Chordata; Actinopteri; Pleuronectiformes; Scophthalmidae. The transcript has 18 exons. Bases 243 to 2501 code for a protein of 752 amino acids. Gene Ontology annotation, molecular function: interleukin-17 receptor activity. The record is from RefSeq and is a predicted model, not a curated record.